CCCGGCUGAUGCUGAGAAGAGGAAAAAAGACUCGCAGCUGCUUCUUGGGGGAUAUUUGUAAUGAAACCAAUACACUGCUGCUAUGAAACGCAUGGAUUAUGGAUCUGAUAUGGAUAUUUUGUCAAAUCCUACUUUCUCUAAGUGUUUGCGCCAAUUCAUUGUUGCGUGAUGGCGACGAAGCUUCGUGUGAUGGAGCGUUUGAUAUUUAUUUUGUUUUAGACAGGUCAGGCAGUGUUUUUGGACAUUGGCAUGAGAUCUAUGGAUUCGUGGAGCAGCUCACCAACAGGUUUGUCAGUCCCAGGAUGAGGGUUUCCUACAUCGUCUUUUCAGCCAGAGCAGUUGUAAUACUGCCACUCACUGGAGACAGGUCAAAGAUCGAUGAGGGUUUGGAGAAGCUGAGCCAAAUCAAACCCGCUGGUGAAACGUACAUGCACGAAGGCAUGAAAGCGGCGUCAGAGCAGAUGAAGACGCAAACUUCCCCGUCAUCCACCAUCAUCAUCGUUCUUACUGAUGGCAAGCUGGAGGUCUACCCCUAUGAACUGACUGUACAGGAGGCUGACGAAGCCAGAGGGUUUGGAGCCAGAGUGUACUGUGUCGGGGUCAUGGACUUUGACCACAGACAGCUCGCCGACAUAGCCGACAGCACGGAACAGGUCUUCCCGGUGCUGUCCGGGUUUCAUGCCCUCAAAGACAUCGUCAACUCGAUCCUGAGGCAGACGUGUGCAGACGUCUUCACGAUCGAGCCGUCCAGUGUCUGUGUGAACGAGUCUUUCAGUGUGGUGCUGAGGGGCAGUGGCUUCAGCGGGUCCAGGAGGACGGACAACAUGCUCUGCGUUCUCACAGUCGAUCAAAAGACGUACGACCAGAAGCCAACAGUGGUUCGAGACGGCUAUCUGCUGUGUCCAGCUCCUGUUCUGCAAGAGGCCGGACAAUCAAUCGAAGUGCUGGUGAGCCUGAACAAUGGGCAAUCCUACAUCUCCAGUCCCAUCACCAUCUAUGCCACAACAUGUUCCGAUGGGUUCUGGGUGCUCUGGUUGAUGUUGGCUCUGUUGCUCUUACUGGCUGUGGCUUUAUUCUGGUGGUUCUGGCCUCUCUGCUGCACUGUGGUGAUCAGAGACCCGCCCCCAUCUCGCCCACCACCGCCGCCGCCUCCUGUCAUCGAGCCAGAAGAGCUUUCGCCCAAACACAGGUGGCCGACAGUGGAUGCUUCGUACUACGGAGGCAGAGGAGCUGGAGGAAUCAAACGCAUGGAGGUGCGUUGGGGCCAGAUGGGGUCCACAGAGGAAGGGGCGCGGCUCGAGAAAGCCAAAAACGCUGUGGUCACGAUGCCGGAGGGAGUUGAGGAGCCCAUCAUGCCUCAACCCCGACUACAAGCUCCUCCAGUGCUCAUCCCCCCGUCACAGUCCAAAUGGUACACUCCCAUCAAGGGACGUUAUGAUGCAUUGCGGGCAUUACUGAGGCGGCAGUAUGACAGAGUGGCAAUCAUGAGGCCAACGGCUCAGGACAAGGGCCGCUGUAUCAACUUCACCAGAGUUCAGAGUCACUGAAGUUUAACCAUGAGGGUCAACACUUUUCACUUUAUUACAGUUUUUUGCCAAAGAUGACCGACAAGAGUGACAUACACUCAAAAGAUAUUUGUUCGAAUUUAACUUGUAUUGUAAAUAAAUGUCUUUACUUGUG
Messenger RNA from Pseudoliparis swirei, 1680 nucleotides. Its product is annotated as anthrax toxin receptor 2-like. The transcript has 17 exons. Gene Ontology annotation, molecular function: signaling receptor activity. Bases 99 to 1547 code for a protein of 482 amino acids. NCBI's taxonomy places the organism in Eukaryota, Metazoa, Chordata, Actinopteri, Perciformes, Liparidae. The record is from RefSeq and is a predicted model, not a curated record. Gene Ontology annotation, cellular component: membrane.